Cyclocybe aegerita is the source of this 924-nucleotide messenger RNA. The record is from the annotation of a GenBank genome assembly. Lineage: Eukaryota; Fungi; Basidiomycota; Agaricomycetes; Agaricales; Hemipholiotaceae.
AUGCACAACUCGCUGGACGUGGCUACUGUCCUGGGGAGGAGAGAAACACCAAAGAUCAAUGGAUCAUCUGCAGCUUUCAUAGCUCUGGUGGUGGUCCUAGUUCUCAUCAUCGUCGUAUCUUGCACCGCUGUGAUAUUUCUCUUGCGGGAGGAACGGGCCCAAGACGAAGAAGCCCUUCGCCAUAGGCACCGGUCGCGUGAGGAGCCAUCAUCUUAUCCACAGAAAUCCCAGAGAUGGUACACCCGCAUCUUUGGCCUUCCAACCUACAAAGCCGCCCGCAGCGGUGAAUCGCCUUCUCGCUCCGACAAAGUUAAAAAGUACAAGAUGGGGCGGCAUGGGCAGGGGUGGGUGCAAGCGGGAAGUGGAAACGAAUGGGACUCCGACUCCGGGGACGACUUCCCUUCACCACGGAAGACGCAGAAUAUCCCCGGACCUUCUGCUGCUGCUAUGCGGACGCGGGACUACGACCCCUCGCUCGGGACUCCCAGCAAUUCGUCGACUGCAGGGUCCCCGUUCCCCUAUCACCCCACCCAGAGCCGGAGCCCGCACCCUAUACCACCGAGGGUAUACAGCCCUGUCUCCGAUACGUCGUCGAACCACAGCAUGCGCGGGUACGACCCCCACGGCGUGCGCGGGCUCUCGUACCCGGAGCACUACGCACCGUCAGUGCAAGGCGCCACGCUCCCCAGCAUCGCCUCGCAGCUCUACUCCCCGCCAUCUUCCCCAUCGCCAUCGUCUGAUCACCACCAUUAUACCCCUGCGAACACCCGGAGAUCCAUCCCGGGUACCUCUGGGACGCUGGAGAGCGAACCCUCGAAUGAUUCGAUGAACUCAAGCCGCGUGCCACCACGUUCGUUUGCUUCUCAGUCGAUACCCUCAGUGCGCACGUUCGAGGGAGGAACAAAAUUUAUUGAAGGCCUGUAA